UAAAGAUAAAAACAUGUAAAACGCAGAACACACAACACAGGUGUUGUUUGUUUCGGUCUUUCUUUCUCACACAAUCUGGGAACCACACACAAACCAUUCGCUUCUGUAGCUGAACAAACUCUCCGGCAAUGACCGCCCAAGCUUCCUCCUUCUCCGUCGCCGUUUCCUCCGUCGCAACCCCUUUCCGCCGCCACCGCAAUCCCUUCGUCGUCCGAGCCCAAGCGGAACCUUCGGAUAAAUCCGUUGAAAUUAUGAGGAAGUUCUCAGAGCAAUACGCCCGUAAAUCAGGAACAUACUUUUGUGUUGACAAGGGAGUCACUUCUGUUGUUAUCAAGGGAUUGGCUGACCAUAAAGAUUCAUUGGGCGCACCACUGUGCCCUUGCCGGCAUUAUGACGAUAAAGCUGCCGAGGUUGCCCAAGGAUUUUGGAAUUGCCCUUGUGUUCCCAUGAGAGAGAGGAAGGAAUGCCAUUGCAUGCUAUUUCUCACUCCUGAUAACGAUUUUGCUGGCGACGAACAGACUAUCACCUUGGAUGAAAUUAAAGAAUCAACAGCCAACAUGUAACACGCAGGUUAUUGUGUAUUGUUACUUGUUAGUUGUUACAGGCUGUAUGUUUUGAAAGACAAGUGAAAAGAAAGGUGUAACAAUAUGUAGGUCAUAUAUUUGUAUUUACCGAAAAUCAGAUGUAAUUUUUCUAAUUGCAUCUCUAGCGUAUUAUGUAUUACAAAUCUCAUUCACCUCUUCAUGAUGCUAAAAUGCAGCUAUGUUUUAACUAGCUUC
Cajanus cajan (pigeon pea) is the source of this 779-nucleotide messenger RNA. Its product is annotated as ferredoxin thioredoxin reductase catalytic beta chain family protein. Gene Ontology annotation, molecular function: oxidoreductase activity, acting on iron-sulfur proteins as donors. The record is from RefSeq and is a predicted model, not a curated record. Lineage: Eukaryota; Viridiplantae; Streptophyta; Magnoliopsida; Fabales; Fabaceae.